AUGGGUAAUUACGUUUCUUGCACUCUAGGCACUCCUUUGAUCAAGAACUCCAAGGCCGCAAGGGUUGUCCUUCCUACCGGCGAAGUUAGGCAGUUUCGCCAGCCCGUUAAAGCAGCAGAGCUCAUGCUAGAGUGUCCUAACUUCUUCUUGGUAAACUCUCAAUCUCUUCAUAUUGGUAGGAGGUUCUCUGCUCUUUCUGCUGAUGAGGAGGUCGAGUUUGGUAAUGUUUAUAUCAUGUUCCCCAUGAAGAGAGUGAAUUCUGUUGUCACUGCUGCUGAUAUGGCUGCCCUUUUCAUGGCUGCAAAUUCUGCUGCCAAGCGUAUAUCUGGAGGGAAAAAUAAUGAUAAUAGUAAGGUUAGGGUCUUGCCAGCAACCUGCAGCGAUGCCAGGGCGGAAGAAAAUUCUUUGCAAGGCAGUGAAGAUGGAGAAUCAAGAUUGAGUAGUUCUGAGGAGGAGAUUGAAGGGUUUCCAAUGCCAGAGUUCAACAACAGAUUAUCUGUGUGCAGGUCAAGGAAGCCCAUGUUGGAAACUAUAAAAGAAGAACCAGUUCGUUCAAGAUGA
Messenger RNA from Hevea brasiliensis (rubber tree), 561 nucleotides. RefSeq lists its product as uncharacterized. The transcript has a single exon. The record is from RefSeq and is a predicted model, not a curated record. Bases 1 to 561 code for a protein of 186 amino acids. NCBI's taxonomy places the organism in Eukaryota, Viridiplantae, Streptophyta, Magnoliopsida, Malpighiales, Euphorbiaceae.